Messenger RNA from Nilaparvata lugens (brown planthopper), 2484 nucleotides. RefSeq lists its product as uncharacterized. NCBI's taxonomy places the organism in Eukaryota, Metazoa, Arthropoda, Insecta, Hemiptera, Delphacidae. The coding region runs from base 249 to 803 and encodes 184 amino acids. The record is from RefSeq and is a predicted model, not a curated record. The transcript has 5 exons.
GAUUAUCAGAUGUACCGUAACAAACAUCAUUUGUUUAAAAAUAUUCAAUAACCUUAAAUUUUUAUAUGAAAAUUCUUUAGAAAAAAUACAAUUUUGAUGGAUGAUAUAAUAACUUAUCAGUAUUUGAGAAGCAAUUAGCUGAUUAAUGUAACGAUAUUUCCUUGCAGAUUGGGUGAUCCAUGAUAAUUUUUUGCUUUGCGCAAAACUUUUUUAUUUUUGUUACCAUAAAGCAUUACUAGUUUUCUACAAUGUGUUGCUUUAUACCGCGUAUGAAUUCUUCAUUCUGUUUUCAAUUAAAUAUUGUGGCUGGAUUUUUGGUUAUGCUGAUCCUGUAUACAGUCUAUUUCACUUUGAGAUUUAUAAAUAUAUUUUCAAAACAAUGCAACUACUUUGUGAUGGGAAACGGAACCCAUUGGGAUUUUGGACAACUGGAGGAAAUUAAAAAUGCUACUAUUGUCAAAGAUUUACACAUUUCACUACCACUGGUCGAAUGCUGCGAUAAAUAUUUCAAUACUACAGUUUGGAAUGUGGUUAUCCUGGUCAUGUUCAUUCUAUGUUUAUUUCUUCUCUUCACUUUUUGUUACUUGAAUGACCAAGUUCUACUAAUUGCUAUAGGUGCAUUUAUGAUGGGAUGUUUCGUCAAUUUGAUUUUGCAAAUCGUCGCAUUGGUGGCACCAAUUAUAGAGGAAACACAAAACAAACCAGUCUGCUUUAUAGAGAAUGGUUUGAUGAUAUUUGGCUACAUAUAUAUGAUUAUCAUCUUAAACAGCUAUUAUUUCAUGGUGGAUGACAAUAAGGAGUGACAUAAUAAAGUUAAUGUUUUCAACUGAUAAAGAUCAGAUUACACAUACCUACCCAAAUGUACAUCUUCAUGAUAUGAGUUCUUGAAGCAAUACUUUGAAUGAUCUUUCUAGACAUGAUAACCAGAAUACAAAUUUCAAUGAUCAUUAGAAAUUAUAUAUCAUUUUAAUAAUGCCAACUUGUAUGAUAAAUAUAAGGAGAAAAUAAAUAUUACAGAUUAUUCUAAAUGUCUUUUAAUUACUAAAUUACUAUUGGUAUUGGUAAACGUUCCAUCUUUCACAAGGAAUUUUCCAUAUGGAAACCAAGAACUGAUCAACAUUGAACAAUAAACAUCGAUGUUGAUCAGUUUUACAAACCGGUAGUCACAAGAGAAAUUUAUAAAUUAAAUUGUGCGUCAAUCAAAUAAAAUACACUCAGCGUUUACAGCAUUAUUCUUGAUAGAUUUGAAAAGCUUGGAAAAAGCGGCUGGCCUAAGCAUAUAAAAAUCAUCAAUCAUAGAAAAUAUUAUUUGGUAUCGUAACUCUUUUCAUCAUUAAAUUUUGCCAAUGAACAUUAAGAAAGUAGAAAUAAUAUCUACCACUGAGAAAUAGCUUUGUUAAGUUUACAAAAAAAAAGUUGAAGGCCUAAGCACCAAACAUCAAAACUCUCAAGAUAAAUAUGCCUAAAUAUAUUAGAAACUAGAUUCAAAAAUGUUAGAGAAGUCUUUCAAGUUUUCAAGUACAAUUAAAAAGUUUUGGAAAAUAAACUACAACAUGAAUUAGGUGGGAAAAACAUUUGAUUUCUAUAAAAAAAACUAUUCAUCUUUAUUCAUACCGUAUUUUAUUUUUUUGGUUGUACAGUAUUAUAUAUGGUGAGAUUCACUUUAAACCUUCAACAUCGGUUGAAUGAAAAUAUUGAUAUCAUUUAUAAGGAAUGAAGAUUGCUUAAAACGUAUACAAUUAAAAUAAUCCAUUAAAUACAGUAUCGCGGUAUACAUAAAGUAACUUUAUUUUCACUGUCUUGUCUUCUCCAACUAGAAUCAUUGGUAGUCUUUAAUAGUAAAAUGUCCACUCUUUUACUAUUUGGACGGACAUUUAAAAUUGGGAGUGCAAUAUGAUUCUUGCUGAAAAACUACUCAAGUGGUCAGCAUGGUCAGCAUUUUAUAAAAGCAAUACUGAAGUGGAAAAUCCAAGAUAAUACUGAAUUAUUUCUACGAUUAUUUCUUUUUCUUUUGAUUCGGCUAUUUACAACAAAUAAUCCGCUAGUUGAAUUUAUACACUGUACAGCCAAUUUAGCUGUAAUAACUGUUCAGCCUAUUAUGAUAAUCCAUUUGUUCACUUGAGAUGUAUUUUAUCCUAGAAUAUCUUUUGAUUUUCGAUUUGGAUCAUUUAUUCUCCCAACGCUCUUGGUGGAGUAUUGAAAAAUUACAUAAAUUAUAUUUAGAUAUAUAGAGGUUUGAAUUUCUCAAUCCAUUGCAGAAUACGAAUCAGAACUAUCAAUUCAUUAGUCUGUGAGAAAUUUUUUUAUUUGCAGUUUUAAUAUUUAAUUUUGAAAAUUGAUGAGUUAUUAUAAAGUUGGUAAGAAGAAUUAUGUGGCCAAAUUGUAGUGAAAUACGUCAUUUCAUCAUUUUUUUAAAGUUGGUAAGAAAAAUUAUGUGACCAAAUUCUAAUGAAAUACGUCAUUUCAUCAUUUUUUUUAUUAGUA